ACUGAUAGCCUGAAUCUUGCCCAGUCCUCUGUCAAAGCAAUCCAGGUUGGUGGUUGCCUCUCGUUCUGCAGUUUAACUCUGUGUUGUGCGAAGAAGGACUUUCUUCACCUCUGUCCUGAAUCUUCCAACUCUCAGAGGCAGAGAGAGAGAGAGGGAGAGGGAGAGGGAGAGAGGGUAGCUAUCUGGGGCCUCCUGCCUGGCCUAUGUAGCCCCACCCCAGGGCUGGCUGCCACCCUGCUUUGGCUCGGCCCCACUGAGCCAGACCACCCAACCUCUGGCCAAGUAUGGCCCCGCCCAUACAAGGAGGAGGAGCCGCAGCUUUGGCCCAGGGUAUAAAAGGCUCCAGCCGUGGAAGAGGCUUCAGCUUCGCCCAGAAGGUUUCGCCCAGCAGCCAAGCAAAGUACCCAACCCUCAGCCAGCCACCAUGGUGCAUUGGACCACAGAAGAGAGGGAGAUCAUCACCCAGAUCUGGAGCAAAAGCGACGUGGCCGUGAUUGGGGCCGAGGCCCUUGGCAGGUAAACCUGCACCCCUCCCCUCCACUCUCCCACUUGGGACAGGGCAGGCGUGUGUUCUUCAGCCAAGAUGACCACCUCUCUCCCUCUCUCCCUCUCUCUCUCUCUCUCUUGUUCUCUCUCCUUCUUUCCAGCUUGCUGGUGGUGUACCCCUGGUGCCAGAGGCUCUUUGCUCAGUUUGGCAACCUCUCCAGCCCUGCCGCCAUCAUGGGCAACCCCAGGGUCAAGGCGCACGGCAAGGUGGUCAUGGCCUCCUUCGGAGAAGCCAUCAAGAACCUCGAUAUGAUCAAGUCCACUUUUGCCAAUCUGAGUGAGCUGCACUGCAACAAGCUCCACGUGGACCCUGAGAACUUCAAGGUGAGGCCCCCAUCUCCCCAAAGGGCUGCCCAGAGUGGCGUCUCCGCACGGGGUGGGUGGCAGGGAAGAGGGUGCCUGAGUUCCCCUCUGUGGAGACCAGGAGAAGGGAGCAGGAGGCAUGUGGGUGAGGAGAUAAGCACCCAUCCAGACCACUUGCCGGUAUUUCCUGGCCAAGAAGCCGGAGGCCCUCAGGCCACUCCUUAACGUUUAGCAGAGCAGCGAGGAGAAUCAUAGAACUGCAGAGUUGGGAGGGAAAUUGUCUUUGUCAACAAAACUUUUCUGAACUGUCUUUUUCUUUGCAAAUUGGCUGCAAAAUGUGGAGCCACAGAGCAGAGUGCUUUAGGUGUCGGGUGGGAUGACUCUUGGCUUUCCUUCCAACUCUGCAAUCCAAUGAUUCUAUCAUUCACAGGAGGUCUUUAAUCAGAGGGUUGGGGGGCUUCUGCCAGGGCUUCUUUAGCAGCAAUCCCUGCAUUUUGGGUGUGGACUAGAUGACCCUUGGAGGCGGCCUUCCAGCUCUACAAUUCUAAAGUUCUAUGGGUGUUAUGCUCGAGAUGUAAGAGGGAGGUGGGAACCUUUUAUCAUACAUGGUGGGGAUGUAAAAUUGUAAGGAAAUUUUGGAAUGAGGUAGAUGUGGAGCUGAAAAAAAAUAUUCAAGAUUUCAUUUGCCAAAAAGCCAGAGGCUUUUUCGUUAGGCCUAAUAUCAAAUGACAUUCCCAGAGAUAAAAAAAAAUGUAUUCCUUUAUGCAACAGCAGCGGCCAGUAUACUGAUUGCAAAGAACUGGAAGGGGGAGAAAAUGCCAUCAUUAUUAGAAUGGCAAAAUAAACUCUGAGUUUGUGGAAAUGGCAAAAUUGACGGCAACUAUUAGAGGCCAUUCAAAUCAGAGAAUAAUUAAAGAGUGGGAGGGAGUGAAGGAAUACAUGAAAAAAUAUGGUUCCGGAACUGGAAUAUUAAUGUGCAAAACAUGCAGGGGUAAGCAAGGAAAUAAUAAAAGAAUUAAUUGAACAAUGAUUAAAUUAUAACAACACAACAAGACGGAAGAAGUGAAAAUAAAAAUAAAAAAUUGAGAUCACACAUGGGUGAAGGGGAACGGGGGGGGGGGCGCAUAGGGGAAUUUGAAAUAUUAUUUAUAAUAUGAAAGCUUUAACCUAAAAUUUCUAACUGUGUCGUAUUUGUAUAAAGCAAAGAGAAGUUUGGAGUAAUUAGGUAUACUUUAAUUUAGUUCAUGAUGUAAUGGGUUUAUGUUAGAAAAUGAAUAUGGGUGUUGAAUUUGGAAAAGAAAGAAAGAAAUCUAAAGUUCUAUGGGGGGCUGGUUGUGACUCGGCCCUGCUCAAGCCUGGAGCCCUUUGGGCUUCGAGACCCCCAUCUCCAGCACCCACGCCCUUUCCAAACCCCGUGGCAGAGCCUGCCCGGCGAAAUCCACGCGUGGCACCGUCAUGGCAGCCUCUGAGGAAUGGUGGGGGGCAGAAGGGGGCGCCCCGCCCGAAUCCCGACCCUUUGCCCCCCAGCUGCCUGGCUGUGCCCCCCCCCGCCCGGCUCCCUUCCCCUUCGCGGUCUCCACCGAGCGCCUCUCUUCUCUUGCAGCUCUUGAUCAACAUGCUCCUGAUCGUCUUGGCCUCCCACUUCGGGAAGGAGUUCACUCCGACCGCCCACGCCGCCUUCCAGAAGCUCGGCAACGUGGUGUCACACGCUCUGAGCCGCCACUACCACUGAGCGACCCUCGACCAGGGCCAGCUGCCUCGCGGCCGCCCGGUCGCCGACGCCACCAGCACCGCCAGCGCCUUCCCUCGCGGGGAAGCCCCCUGCCAGACCCCCCACGCGGGGCCACUAGCUAAUAAACGUCACUCCCUGC
This is a messenger RNA of Podarcis lilfordi (Lilford's wall lizard), 2720 nucleotides long. NCBI's taxonomy places the organism in Eukaryota, Metazoa, Chordata, Lepidosauria, Squamata, Lacertidae. The record is from the annotation of a GenBank genome assembly.